Hyaloscypha bicolor E is the source of this 1705-nucleotide messenger RNA. Its product is annotated as MFS general substrate transporter. Gene Ontology annotation, biological process: transmembrane transport. The record is from RefSeq and is a predicted model, not a curated record. Gene Ontology annotation, molecular function: transmembrane transporter activity. NCBI's taxonomy places the organism in Eukaryota, Fungi, Ascomycota, Leotiomycetes, Helotiales, Hyaloscyphaceae. The coding region runs from base 1 to 1644 and encodes 547 amino acids. The transcript is spliced from 5 exons.
AUGGGUCUCGGGGUCUUGGAAGAUACUCACCUGGAGCACGUGCCCGGCACUGCAUUGCUCACUGAUGUCAUUUCGCCGGAUCACCAUGGAGUUCUCGACACUUCAGUCCUCAAGCAUGACAAGGGCAAAGAUUCGGAUGUUCUACUUGUGCCACAACCAUCCAACAGUCCAAAUGAUCCUCUUAACUGGCCACUGUGGAAGAAAGACUUGAUGCUUUUCUUGAUCUGUAUUGACACUGCGGUUGUUGGAGCAUGGGGACCCAUGAUUUCUCCUGGAUACGUCCUUAUGACCGAACAAUUCCACAUGUCAUACAAUGCCCUCAACGGUGGGCUUGGGUGGGGAAUCUUCGUUAUCGGGAUUUCAUGCUUCUUCACCAACUCAAUGGCUGUCAUUUGGGGUCGCAGACCUAUCUUCCUACUCGGAAAUCUUUUGCUUUUCAUCAGCAGCACAUGGGGUUACUUCGCACAUUCGUACUCGUCUCUUCUUGCCUCGCGAUUAAUUGGCUGUAUCGGGAUGUCUCCCUUCGAGGUGCUUGUAACAACGACCAUUGCGGACAUAUACUUCGUUCACCAACGUGGUGUUCGGCUUGCAGCUUGGGGUCUCUGCCUGUCUAUUGGUGUGGGCGGUGGCAUUAUGAUUUCUGGCUACAUUAUCCAAGAUUUGGGCUGGAACUGGACUUACGGCAUCUGUGCUUGUUUCUUCGGUGUCUGGACCUUGGUCUUAUUUCUUUUCUCCCCGGAAACCGCAUAUCGUCGAGAUGCUUUGCUCAAUACGGAUCUUGGUACUGAUGACAGAGCGGCCGAAUUGAUCCAUGGAACGGAGGAGAAACCCAUCACGAAUAGCAAUGUCGAGACUGUGGAGCGUGCUGAUACCCAUGUCACGGUCACUGAAGCCAGACAAACAUGGGUCUCGGAGUUGAAAAUCUUCCAUGGCCGAGUUUGCGAUGACAGUUUCUUCAAGGUGUUGGCAAGGCCACUGAUGAUGCUUAUAUUUCCCCAAGUCCUGUUCUCCUUUAUUGCAUACGGCAUGACGACGUCAUGGCUUAUUGUGGUCGGAAGCGUUCUAGCUCAGAUCUUUUCGGCGCCACCAUACAACUUCACACCUUCUGGUGUUGGGCUUGUCUCAAUCUCCACAAUUGUAGGCUCAAUUAUUGGCGCCUUCACGUCGGGUCCUGCAGCGGACUGGGUGGUAAAAAUGAUGAGUCGCAACAAUGGUGUUUACGAACCCGAGUUCAGACUCGUCCUCAUUGCCGUUACUCUUGUCAUUGGUGGCAUGUCGUUCUUUGGUUUUGGCUGGUCGAUUCAAAACAGAGACCCAUGGAUCGGCCCAGUCAUAUUCUACGGCAUGCAGUACUUUGCAGUUGGAUUUAUUAACAUCGCAGUCUAUGGAUACCUGACGGACUGUCAUCGAGACAAGGCUCCCGAAGCUUUCGCAGCAAUCAACCUGCGCAACAUUUACUCUUUCGGCAUGAACUAUUUCAUCUCGUCAUGGAUUGAUAGCCAAGGUCCGAAAGAAGUCUUCUGUAUUAUUGGGGGAAUCCACGUUUUUAUUUGCUUAACGGCAAUACCAAUGUACAUCUAUGGGAAGAGGUGUCGCAGCUGGACGAGUCGUGUGGAGAUAUUCCAGAAGGUGAUGAGAGCUUGAUUGUAGUGAGAUAGCCACACUGGGUGGAGACACUCUACGAACUGGCCGGUAUGGGUCAGAU